AUGUUUUACUGGGGCAAACUGAACUCGGGGAAUGACUCUCCAGCUCAGGGGAGUGAUGUGUUUGAUGAAGUGUUCCGCAGAACGAGGAUCACGGAUGUGUCCAUGAAGGAGGGGCUCGCGGGGUUCCUCAGGGCCACGGACAGGAAAGUCAUCGUAGUGACGUCACACAGGCGAAUUACUUUGAAUUUGAAGGAACAAAUUGCAUCACUGAGCAGUGGACAGGACCACGUUGUGCUCGUGUCUGAGACAGGGACGGUGUGUGAAUGGAAAACUUCAGCUCAGUGCAAAAUCCCCAGGACAUUCAGCAACUUAACUAACAGACACAUUGCGCAUGUUGCCUGUGGAAACUCUCACUCAUUUGUCCUAACCAAAGAUGGUCAGUUGUUCACAUGGGGUCAGAAUUCGAGCGGUCAGCUGGGUUUGGGGAAAAGUGACGAGAUCUUUCAGUCUCCUCAGCCCCUCAAGUCUCUGUGUGGGAUCCCACUGAUUCAGAUCAGCGCUGGAGGAGACCACAGUUUUGCCCUGUCUCUCUCCGGAGCCGUGUUCGGUUGGGGCAGGAACAGUGCCGGGCAGCUGGGCCUGGGAGACACUGAUGAUAGACAUGUCCCUGUUUGUGUAAAGAGCUUGAAUUUGAAGAAAACCAUCUUCAUCUCAUGUGGAGAGGACCAUACUGCUGUUCUAACAAAGAGUGGACUGAUGCUGACAUUUGGAUCAGGUCAAUAUGGGCAGCUUGGACAUAACUCACUGAGAGAUGAACAUCAUCCGCGUGUAGUUGCUGAAUUCUGGGGAUCCAAAGUGUCCCAAAUAGCCUGUGGACGGCAUCACACUCUGGCUCUGGUUGAAUCGUCAAACACAGUCUACUCAUUCGGAUGUGGAGAGCAAGGACAGCUGGAAAAUGGGCAGAGGACCAAUCAGUAUGUGCCACUUCCUGUCCAACUGCCACCAGACUGUAACCCUGAUCAGAUGAUUAAGAAAAUUACUGCUGGAGGGAAUCUUUCUGUCCUCUUUACCUCUAUAAUGGUGAGCAGUAUAACUCUUAGAUCAUGCAAAGGGCCUGCAGUGUUGGAUAUUGAAAUGAUUGACCACUGGAUUUCAGCCUGUGACUCAAACGUAUGGAGAAAAAAGCAAAGGGAAAUCAAGAGAAUAUUCUCAUCAGCAUCAUGCAUCAGCGGGAGUUUCAUUGAGAAAAGCAAUGACAAACAUUACAAAACAUCAGUAGUGACUUCUGGUCUGGAUUUAUCAUUGACUCGUCUUGCUUUUGAGGAGCUGGCCAAAAAGAGCAAAGUUCUAUCAGUGAUAGAGACAACUGUUGAGAAGAAUCUUUUGCCCUCUCUGAGCUCAACUGCUGCUGGUGUGGAAGCUCUGAGGGUUUACCUCAUCCUGCCUGAACUCCUCCGAGUGCUGAAUAAACAAGAGCGUGGCACACAGCUGACUAUCUCUCUGGCUUCUGCCGUCUUAAAACUGGAGCCUGAGUCAAUGGAUGUCUUGACCAGCCUGUGGACCAAACUACCAUACUCCUACUACAGGACUCUGGUGAAGAUGUUUCGCUCAGUGUGUGCUCACUUCAUGUCACUGAUGACGACUAAAAUAUGUGACCACUGGACUGAAGUAAAGCCUGUGCUAGAGGUUCUGCAGAAGCUUUACAAUAUCAAUAGUCAGAGAAACGAGCGGUUGACUGAGGGUUACUUCCUUAGCAAGGAACUCCAUUACUUUUUCAACUUGGUGAAAAUUUAUCCUCUGAAGCAUCUGAUCCUUAAAAUGAAUCAGCUUGAAGACCCUUGGGAGCCUUGGCUCGUCAAUGAUGGGCAACUCGGUAUUUUAAUCAACUUUUUGAAAAGUGCACAACAACUUGCAUGUUAUCCAUUUAUCAUUGACACUGAGUGUAAAUGCAUCGUAUUCCACAUUUUACAGGUACAAAAGCCGGGGCCUCUGCAGUAUUACACAUGUGUAAACAAACUGUGUGUGAACAGAAAAACGGUGUUGACUGAUACACUUCUGUUCCUGAAAGAAAACAGACAUAAUUUUUCUCUCCCUUUAGAGGUGACAUUUUCUCUAGAGGAUGGGAUAGAUGAUGGAGGUCUGCGUCUUGCAUUAUUCACCCUGCUCGGACAGGAAAUUACAAAAGCCUCCAGUGUAAUCCAAGCAUCUGAGGACUCGGGACUCUUCUGGUUCUCUGCUGAUGUAAGUGGAAAUGGAUUUCCAGAAUUGUUUUACAUUGGCAUCAUCUGUGGAUUGGCCUUUUACAAUCAUGCAUUUCUGAACAUCGGGUUCCCAGUGGCACUGUUCAAGAAGCUGCUGAACCGCAGUCCAACUUUCAGUGACCUGGAGGAGCUGUCACCAGUGGAGGCCAGAAGUCUAAAAGAUGUACUGAUGGAAGAUGAGGACGUUUUGGAGAUGCUCUAUUUGGAUUUCACAGUGAAAGGGAAAGAGCUCAUUCCAAAUGGAGCAGAAAUCCCAGUCACAAAAGCCAACAGGCAGAAAUAUGUGGACUUGUACGUUGACUUUGUUUUUAACAAGUCUGUAAAGAAGCAGUUUAAGAAGUUUGAGGAAGGUUUUUCCCGUGCAAACCCCUUUAAUUUAUGGAAGAUGUUCAAGCCUGAAGAGCUCAGAGUCUUACUCUAUGGCACGUUGAAAUAUGAGUGGGAGGAGCUCCAGAAGGGAGUCACAUAUGAACUCUGUGGACCCUCAUGUGAACUCAUCCAGAACUUCUGGACUGUUUUCUUCGAGCUGAAUGAAGAAGAAAAGAAGUUGUUUCUAACUUUCGUCUAUGGGACAGACUGCUUGCCUAUAGGAGGACUCUCUAAACUGCAGCUGAAAAUUGUGAGAUGCAACUAUAAUGAUGCAGAUGACCGUUUCCCCUCGGCCCAGACUUGUUACGGCAUUUUACGUCUUCCGAACUACAGCAGCAUCCACAUACUUAAAGACAAACUCAUUCAUGCCAUCACUCAUUGUGAAGUUUUUGGACAAAUGUAAAAGUAUCUUUUGCUGGGUCAGGUUUUAAAGAGACAAAUGAUCAUAUUCAUAUAUUAUGAUUAAAACAGUCUAUAAACUUGGGCGGGUGAUUGGCAGCCUACAAAGUUGAGAGGGCUUUAGUAUGUGUUAUAGUAUGUUUGUGUUGAUUUACUUCAUGGGUCAAGUUUGUUUACAUCCUGUUUCUU
Messenger RNA from Neoarius graeffei (lesser salmon catfish), 3158 nucleotides. Its product is annotated as probable E3 ubiquitin-protein ligase HERC3. NCBI's taxonomy places the organism in Eukaryota, Metazoa, Chordata, Actinopteri, Siluriformes, Ariidae. Gene Ontology annotation, biological process: ubiquitin-dependent protein catabolic process; protein ubiquitination. Bases 1 to 2973 code for a protein of 990 amino acids. The transcript has 25 exons. Gene Ontology annotation, molecular function: ubiquitin protein ligase activity. The record is from RefSeq and is a predicted model, not a curated record.